GAAAACAAGUUUAGGACGAUGGCAAGCACUCCUAUUUCAAAGAUGCCGCAGCAGCAACAGCAACAGCAGCCAAUGUAUCCUCAGCAACAACAGCAACAGCAACCAAUGUAUCCUCAGCCACAACAGCAACUGAUGGUGCCGGCACCGCAGCCGCAACAACAACUGAUGACGCCGCAGCCGCAACAACAACUGAUAGCACCGGCGCCACAGCAGCAACUGCUGAUGCCGCAGCAGCCGCAACAGCAGCAACUGAUGGUGCCGCAGCAGCAGCGCCAACCACAGGUGAGGUUUAGUGAUAUGAUGCAAGCGCCGGCGGCUCUUCUUCCCCCUCCUCCUGUAUAUGCCCCAAAGAUGCAGCCGCAGAGGAUGGUGAGGGGUGAGCGCCACAUGUUCACCACCUCAGACGACAAUGUGAUGAUGAAGCAGAUCCAUGCCACCCAUGCUUAUGAUGGCCGCCAGGUAGAAGUCAGGCCCCUUCUCCAACUCAUCGAGGAAAUCCUCCAGCGCUCCACCACCACCACUCUCGAUCGCGCUGUUCAAGCCCCACUAGUUUCUUCACACAUGGAGAGCUUGGACGAAAGGAGCCACCAGGACGCCUUCGUAGGCAUGCUUGAAGCAUUGGCUUACACCAUACAUAAGAUCUCCUGCGAGAUAUCGUGCAAGUGCUCUGGGGGUGGGGAUGCUCACUCGACAACAGUGGCACUGUUCAGUACCCUAUCAAGCUUCUCCUGGGAUGCGAAGGUAGUGCUAGCUUUGGCUGCCUUUGCCGUCAAUUAUGGGGAGUUCUGGCUGGUGGCGGAACUCUAUGGGACUCACCCGUUAGCCAAGUCCAUAGCGCUGCUGAAGCAAUUACCUGACGUAUUUGAGCAGUCGAACUUGUUAAGGCCCAAGUUUGAAGCGCUGAGGGAUCUUAUCAAGGCCAUGCUUGACGUGACCAAGUGCAUCGUUCAGUUCAACGAGCUGCCAUCUCAGUACAUCUCCGCCGACCAACCUCUCAUGUCGGUGGCCGCCACCCACAUCCCCACUGCUGUUUACUGGACCAUUAGGAGCGUCGUCGCCUGUGCAUCUCAGAUCAUUGGCCUUAUUGGUUUGGGUCACGAAUAUAUUCCUUCGACCUCUGAAGCUUGGGAGCUGUCCAGCUUAGCACACAAGAUGAAAAACAUACAUGAACACCUUACCAAGCAACUAGCUCUUUGCUAUCAGUACAUUGAUGAGAAGAAACACGUCGAAGCUUUUAACACGCUUAUACGACUCUUCGAAACUAUCCAUAUUGACAACCAUAAGAUUCUCAAGGCAUUGAUUUACGCCAAGGAUGAUAUGCAACCACUUCUUGAAGGCUCCACUAAGAGAAGGGUUGGCGUUGAAGUACUGAGAAGGAAGAAUGUGUUACUGCUGAUAUCGGACCUAGACAUCUCCCAAGAAGAACUCUCGAUUAUGGAACAGAUGUAUAAGGAGUCCCGUGAGCAGCCAUCUAGGCCAGAGUCUCAAUACGAAGUGGUGUGGCUCCCCAUAGUGGACAGGACUCUCCCAUGGACCGACGCCAAGCAGAGAGAUUUUGAUCGAUUGCAGGUGAAUAUGCCGUGGUACUCGGUGCAUCACCCUUCCUUGAUCGAUCCAGCAGUGGUCAAGUACAUCAAGGAGAUGUGGAACUUCAACAAGAAACCAAUCUUGGUUGUGUUGGACAUACAAGGCAGGGUUGUGAACCCCAACGCUCUCCACAUGUUGUGGAUCUGGGGAAGCCUUGCCUUCCCUUUCACCAGCAUGAGGGAGGAAGCCCUAUGGAGGGAAGAAACCUGGAGACUUGAACUCUUGGUUGAUGGCAUUGACCCACACAUAUUCAAUUGGAUAGUGGAAGAGCGAUUCAUUUGCCUGUAUGGAGGAGAAGACAUAGAUUGGAUAAAGAAAUUCACGACGACGGCAAGAGCGGUGGCACAGGCAGCACGUAUCCCAUUGGAGAUGGUUUACGUGGGGAAGAGCAACCCAAAGGACCGAGUGAAGAGGAACAUCAACAUCAUCACUACAGAGAAGCUAAGCCAUUGCUGGCCAGACCUCACAUCCAUCUGGUUCUUCUGGAUUCGACUGGAGAGCAUGUGGCACUCCAAGAUGCAGCAUGGCAAGACCAUCGAUAAUGACCGCAUAAUGCAGGGUAUCAUGACAAUGCUCACCUUCGAUGGCAGCGAGCAAGGAUGGGCAUUGAUCAGUAAGGGAUCGGCAAACAUGGUCAAAGCCAAGGGGGAAAUGAUGUUGAACUGCUUCCAGAAGUACGAUGCGUGGAAGGAAAACGUUGACAGUAAGGGUUUCAUUCAGGCACUUGAUGAUCACCUGCAACAGCUGCACACUCCGCAUCACUGCAGUCGCCUCAUCCUGCCGGGGUCCGUCGGAAGGAUCCCCGAGGUGGUGGUCUGUACCGAGUGUGGCCGCCCCAUGGAGAAGUUCCUCAUGUACAGCUGCUGCACUGAUUAGCUGCGCGCCUCUCCAUCAUCACCGCUACUGCCACUCCUACCUCUACCAUACGAUUACUACU
Molecule: messenger RNA, 2524 nt
Organism: Telopea speciosissima
Lineage: Eukaryota; Viridiplantae; Streptophyta; Magnoliopsida; Proteales; Proteaceae
Product: protein SIEVE ELEMENT OCCLUSION B-like
Exons: 7
Coding region: 19-2463 (814 amino acids)
Biological process (GO): phloem development
Source: RefSeq, a predicted model, not a curated record